AUGAGUAAAAAAAGAACUAAUCAUUUAAAAGAAGAAGAAUAUGAUUUUGAAGAAUUAUCAUGUUUUGAUAAAAUAGAACGAAAAAUUAAAAAAAUAAAGCCUAAUGAUUCUUUUGAUUUUGAUGAAGUAAAAGAUUUAGAAACAGAUGUUAAUAUUUAUGAUAAUUUUUUGUUUAACGUUAUAUACAAUGAAAAGGGUUUACCAAUUGCAGAGAUUGAUUAUUUAUCGUUUAUAAAAAACAAAGAUUAUUAUACAAGAGAAUUUAAAAGCACAGAAAUAAAUAGACAAUUACCUAAAAAUAGUAUAGAAAUAACAAAGAUUGUUACAGAGGAUAAAAUUGGAGAUUUAGUAGAAAUUAAUAUUAGCUUUGAAAAUACUGUAAGAGAAAUUUUUGAAAAAGAAUACGACUUUCAAAGCAUUGGAAAAUUUUUUAUUUCAGCAUUUAAAGAGAUUGAAUGUUACACUGACAAGAUUAAACACAUUAAUCUUAAAGGUGUAAAAUUAUCAAAAAUACCUUUUAGCAUAGAGCCUAUAAAACAUGUUAGAAUGACAAGUCCAGUAUUUUAUUUAUGGAUACUACAAAAUGAAAUUUCUAUUAAACAUUUAAACAAAAUUUUAAGUAAAAUUUAUGACAUUAUAAAUUUAAAAGCCGUAAUUAAUUUAUUAAAAGUUAAUAAUAAAGAUUAUCAGCUAUUUCAGAUGAAAGAAUAUUACAAACUAUACAAAGUUAUAGGGGAUUUAUCAAUUUUUAAGGUAAUUUCAUCCUGUGAUAAUAAUUUACUAAGUGCUAAAUUUCUUUAUUAUACGAAUAAGUUUAUUGAUGGGUAUUUAAUACUUAAAGGUAUGCGUCAUAUUCUUAAAUACAAGUUAGAAUUUCAUAUUAAUCCAGAUAAAUGUUUACAAAAUCUAUCGAAAGAUUUCCAUUCAUAUAAAAAUUAUUUGUUUUUUGUUUGGUGUAAUCAACAAAUUUUAAAAACAAAUAAUGACACAAAUACAAAAGACAUUACUUCUAUAAAUAACAUAGAAAAUUUGUACAAGGCGGGCGUAGAGACGUAUAAUAAUAUACCAUGUAAAUUAGCACAUUUAAGGUAUCUUAAAUCAAAUGUAAUGUACGAAGAUACGUUUGAUGAACAGAUUUUCUAUGAAAAUUACAUUAUUAUGAGAAAAUUUAGUAAUGCAAGUUAUAAAUAUCUCAGUAAAUUUAAGAAGAAACUUAUAAAAAAGAAACUUUCAUAUGAUUUAUUAGAACAAGAAAUGUGUUAUUUGGAAAAUAAAGAUUGUAAAAAAAGUAAUAAGUAUUACUAUUUGUAUAAAUAUAAAAUGAAUAAUAAAAUUAACUGUAAGGAUUAUGAACUUAUUAACGGAGAUUCGUUAAUAAUUAUGUACAUUUAUAAUUUAGAUAUUAAUUACAUAAAAACCAUUUAUAAUAUUUAUAAUUUCAAAAAUGGAUUCUAUUGGUGCAGAACACGAAAUAUAUUAAAUUUUGAAGAGCGUCUUAUCGAAUCAAAAAAAAUCUUUAAAUUUGACCAAGAUUUUUAA
Vairimorpha ceranae is the source of this 1539-nucleotide messenger RNA. RefSeq lists its product as hypothetical. The coding region runs from base 1 to 1539 and encodes 512 amino acids. NCBI's taxonomy places the organism in Eukaryota, Fungi, Microsporidia, Nosematidae. The record is from RefSeq and is a predicted model, not a curated record. The transcript has a single exon.